This is a messenger RNA of Huiozyma naganishii CBS 8797, 1695 nucleotides long. It is a transcript of the gene MLS1, whose product is annotated as malate synthase MLS1. The record is from RefSeq and is a predicted model, not a curated record. Bases 1 to 1695 code for a protein of 564 amino acids. Gene Ontology annotation, cellular component: cytoplasm; peroxisomal matrix. The transcript has a single exon. Gene Ontology annotation, molecular function: malate synthase activity. Gene Ontology annotation, biological process: glyoxylate cycle. Lineage: Eukaryota; Fungi; Ascomycota; Saccharomycetes; Saccharomycetales; Saccharomycetaceae.
AUGGUUAGAAAAAAUUUGAAGAACGUUGUUUUGAAGGUCAAUGUGGAUACGACUCCACUCUUUGCACCUUCUACUACUACGCCAAAGAGUAUCCUCACGAGGGAAGCUUUGGAGUUUGUUGUUUUGUUGCACAGGACUUUCAAUGGUAGACGUAAAGAAUUGCUAGAGAGAAGACAGACCGUUCAGAAGGGGUUGGAUUCUGGAGAGUACAAAUUCGGGUUUUUACCAGAAACUGAAGUUGUGAGAAAGAACCCGGCUUGGAGAGGUGCUAUCCCAGCACCUGGUUUAAUUAACAGAUCCUGUGAGAUUACAGGUCCGCCAUUGAGAAAUAUGCUGGUCAACGCGUUGAACUCGGAUGUUAACACUUACAUGACCGAUUUCGAGGAUUCGUUGUCCCCCACAUGGCAAAACAUCAUUUACGGUCAAGUUAACCUGUACGACGCGAUAAGAGGCCAAAUCGAUUUCACAACGGCCAAGGGGAAAUCUUACAAGUUGAAGCACUCGGAGCUGACUCACUUGCCCACCCUCAUUGUGAGACCAAGAGGCUGGCACCUUUUGGAGAAACAUUUGUACGUCGAUGAUGAACCAAUCAGCGCCUCGAUCUUCGAUUUUGGUCUGUAUUUCUUCCACAACGCACAGAAGUUGCUUGACCUUGGGCUGGGCCCAUACUUCUACUUGCCCAAGAUGGAACACCAUUUGGAGGCUAGAUUGUGGAACGAUAUCUUCAAUGUCGCUCAGGACUACUUGAACAUUCCAAGGGGCACCAUUAGAGCCACCGUGCUUAUUGAAACAUUGCCAGCGGCUUUCCAAAUGGAGGAGAUUAUUUACGAGUUGAGAGACCACUCGAGUGGGUUGAACUGUGGCCGUUGGGAUUACAUCUUCUCGACGAUCAAAAGACUCAGAAACAUGCCACAACAUGUGCUGCCAGACAGAGACCAGGUCACAAUGACCUCACCAUUCAUGGACGCCUACGUGAAGUUGCUGAUCAACACGUGUCACCGUAGAGGUGUGCACGCUAUGGGCGGUAUGGCUGCUCAUAUCCCAAUCAAGGACGACGCCAAGGCAAACGAGGUCGCAAUGACCAAAGUGCGCACCGAUAAGAUCAGAGAGUUGACCAACGGACACGACGGGUCCUGGAUCGCCCACCCUGCCCUGGCCGUGAUCUGUAACGAGGUUUUCAUCAACAUGGGCACACCUAACCAAAUCUAUAACGUCCCAAGCUUGGACGAAUUCAAAGUCGAGAACUUGACAAACACUAACGUCGAAGGUGGGAAAGUCACGCUGAGUGGGAUCAGACAGAACCUGGACAUUGGGUUGCAGUAUAUGGAGGCAUGGUUGAGAGGGUCCGGGUGUGUCCCAAUCAAUUACCUGAUGGAGGACGCUGCCACGGCAGAGGUGUCCCGUUGUCAACUGUACCAGUGGGUGACACACGGGUCAAUCUUGAGUGACACUGGUGAGAAGGUGACCCCAGCACUGACCUCCAAGAUCCUGCAAGAGCAAGUCGAGAAGUUGAAAAAACAGAGUCCAGUGGGUGCGAACAACAAGUUCGACGUCGCUGCGAAGUACUUCCUCCCAGAGAUAACGGGGAAAAACUUCAGCGAGUUCCUAACCAGUCUACUGUACGACGAGAUUGUGACCGUCAACGCCACCAACAACGACUACAUAUCCAGUUUCACCGAACAGAGCAAGUUGUAA